AAAAGUCUAUCUACUGUUAUGAUACGUUAUAAUGGUAAAUAUAUAGGCUGUAGUCAGGUAUACCAGAGAAAAGCAAAUCAAAGCAAAACCCAUUUAAGCUACAGGCUGCCUCCUGAGAGCUGCUAAAAGCAAGAGAGGGGGGAAAAAAAACUUCUCUCACAAAAAGGAAUAUGUGAAAAAUGAGGGUUUUAUACUAAUAAUAAUUAUUUUGUGUAUAUAUAUUUGGGGAGUCCAGUUGCCUUUGCUCUAUAACCAUUUUCAGGCAGAAAGAGAGAGAGAUAGGGCAAGAGAGAAGCUAAGAAAGAAAGGGCUUGCUGUAGAGCCAGCCACCUAAUUUUCUGAAAAUUAAACCUCCUCUUCUUUCUUCCUGUUUCUUCUUGUUGAUCUCUUCAGCUUGUUAAGGAAAGAGGGAAGAUCAUCUCCAUGUCUAGCUGCAUAGAUAUGGUGCCUGAGCAACUCUGCUACAUCCCUUGCAACUUCUGCAAUAUUGUGCUCGCGGUGAGCGUUCCAUGCAGCAAUCUGCUGGACAUAGUCACCGUCCGAUGCGGGCACUGCACGAACCUCUGGUCGGUCAACAUGGCCGCUGCCUUCCAGUACUCUCUCUCUUCCUGGCACCACCACCACCAGGGAGGAAAUGGAUACCAGAACAACAAUGUUGCUAGUAACUUGAACUAUCACCAUGCUGCUGCUGGCUCCUCUUCAUCUUCCGCCAAAUCGAGCCCGGCCACGACCAAGCUGCCUGCAGCCCGAUCGUUGGCCGCGGCUAACCUAGCUGAAGAACGGAUCAUCAACCGACCUCCCGAGAAGAGGCAGCGAGUGCCUUCUGCGUACAACCAGUUCAUCAAGGAGGAGAUCCAGAGGAUCAAGGCUAAUAACCCGGACAUUAGUCACCGCGAGGCUUUCAGUACCGCCGCGAAAAAUUGGGCACACUUCCCACACAUCCACUUUGGGUUGAUGCUCGAGACUAACAAAAAGACGGCCUACUAAGCUCCGUCGAUCAUCAUCGUUAGACGACGUUCAUGUAAGUCUUAUAAGAUGGAGAGAUGUGACUAUCUAACUAGCUAGUAAACUGUACAUAUUUCGAUAAAUCGAACUAAUGUUGUAUUUUGUUGAUAUAUUUUAGGGUUGAGAGGAAGAUGGUGUAAUGUGAAGGGGUUUGCCACAAUUUGGAGGCUAAUGAGUGCUAAUUGAGGAGCGGGGGCUCGAUAUGGUUCCUGCAUGGAUGGUCUUGAUUUUUCCUCAGAUUAUGAAGUUGUAAUCCAUUUUUAAUUACCAAAAGCAUGUUUUAUUUUUUGUUGUUGUUGGUUUUUUGGCUUUCUUUGUUGGAAUAUGAUGAUGGAUUUUAAGGACAUAUACAUGGAGAAAACCUGUAUAUCUAUCUCGGCUGAGAUAGAUGUACACAUAUGCAAUGCUAUGUUCCUAUGAAAUACUUGAUGUUUUCGUUGUGGAUGCUCAUAAUAUUGAGAAUGCUCAUUGCAAUUCAAUAGGGGUCGUUUUG
Linum tenue is the source of this 1498-nucleotide messenger RNA. The record is from the annotation of a GenBank genome assembly. Lineage: Eukaryota; Viridiplantae; Streptophyta; Magnoliopsida; Malpighiales; Linaceae.